AUGUUUGGGAGAUUGACUCUUCCACAACUACUUUUUGCUAGCAUCCUUGGAAUUGCUGGAGGAAUGUAUAUUUAUCAACCAAUAUUUGAACAGUACUACCGAGAUAAGAUGGAAUUUAAAAAAAAGUUGAAAUUGACACAAGAAUCAGAAGAGAAGAAAAGUUAAUACUACAUGGAGUUGAACUGCAAUUGUU
This is a messenger RNA of Puma concolor (puma), 193 nucleotides long. It is a transcript of the gene PIGBOS1, whose product is annotated as PIGB opposite strand 1. NCBI's taxonomy places the organism in Eukaryota, Metazoa, Chordata, Mammalia, Carnivora, Felidae. The record is from RefSeq and is a predicted model, not a curated record.